Strongyloides ratti is the source of this 342-nucleotide messenger RNA. RefSeq lists its product as hypothetical. Lineage: Eukaryota; Metazoa; Nematoda; Chromadorea; Rhabditida; Strongyloididae. The record is from RefSeq and is a predicted model, not a curated record. Bases 1 to 342 code for a protein of 113 amino acids. The transcript has a single exon.
AUGAAUAAUUUAUUUUCAUUGGUAUUUAUUAUUUUAAUAGGACUUCUUUUCAUAUCCAAGUCAUAUGAAUUGAAUGAUCAAGUUCUAGCUGAUAAUUCAUUAACCGUAAAAGAUAUUCCAAAAGAAGUUAUUUUAAAUGAUGAAGUAGAUAACCAUAUUAUAGAAAAAAGACAAAAAAGCGGUAAAGCUCAAAAAAAGAAAAAUAAAAAAAGAAGACAACGUAAUGCUUCUUUAAGAAGUAUAGCUAUAUUGGUAGCACAAUUACAACAACAAUUAAACAAUGUUCAAGCACAAAUCAUGCAAUUGACAACAACAACGACAGCACCACCAGUAACUCCAUAA